Messenger RNA from Abrus precatorius (Indian licorice), 2219 nucleotides. Its product is annotated as aldehyde dehydrogenase family 2 member B4, mitochondrial-like. The transcript has 11 exons. Gene Ontology annotation, molecular function: aldehyde dehydrogenase (NAD+) activity. NCBI's taxonomy places the organism in Eukaryota, Viridiplantae, Streptophyta, Magnoliopsida, Fabales, Fabaceae. The record is from RefSeq and is a predicted model, not a curated record. Bases 198 to 1823 code for a protein of 541 amino acids.
CAAAUGAUAGGUGCACAGAGCACGGUCUUUUUGUCUGUUCUGUUUGGUGUUUAUUUUUUUUCUUUUUUCUGCAGAAGGGACAGUUGACGGUUACAGACAAAACUUCCAACCCUUCAUUCGUAUCUUGUGAAGCACCUCAUCAGCUAGAGAAGAAACAGGUAACACACCCUUCGGAGAUAUUUGCAUUGGUCUUGCUCAUGGCAACUCGCAAACUUUCCUGGCUCCUCUCUCGCUCUCUCUCUGCUUCCCCUUCUUCUCAAGCUGCUUCUCUUCUUCACUCACUAGGGAGAAACUAUGGCAAAUUGGGGAACGUAAACAGAUUCAGCACUGUAGCAGCAGUUGAGGAAUUGAUCUCUCCACAAGUGCCAAUAACAUACACAAAGCAUCUUAUAAAUGGGCAAUUUGUGGAUGCUGCAUCAGGGAAAACUUUUCCGACUUACGACCCGCGCACAGGAGAAGUUAUUGCUCAUGUCUCUGAAGGUGAUGCUGAAGAUAUCAACCGUGCGGUAUCAGCAGCUCGCAAAGCCUUUGAUGAAGGACCAUGGCCAAAAAUGAAUGCUUAUGAAAGAUGUAAGAUAAUUCUUCGCUUUGCUGAUUUGGUUGAGAAACACAGUGAGGAGCUUGCAGCUCUGGAGACAUGGAAUUGUGGAAAGCCUUAUGAACAGUCUGCCAAGUCUGAAUUACCUUUAUUUGUGCGUUUGUUUCGUUACUAUGCUGGUUGGGCAGAUAAAAUACAUGGUUUGACAGUGCCUGCUGAUGGAAAUUAUCAUGUAGAGACAUUGCAUGAACCAAUUGGUGUUGCAGGACAAAUCAUACCUUGGAACUUCCCUCUCAUCAUGUUUGCUUGGAAAGUUGGACCAGCUCUAGCUUGUGGUAAUACUGUCAUCCUCAAGACUGCUGAACAAACACCUUUAACAGCUCUCUAUGUGGCAAAACUAUUUCAUGAGGCUGGUCUUCCACCAGGUGUUUUGAAUAUAGUUUCUGGCUAUGGUCCAACUGCUGGUGCAGCUCUUGCAAGUCAUAUGGAUGUGGACAAGCUAGCAUUUACUGGAUCCACUGAGACUGGAAAAAUUGUACUUGAAUUGGCCGCAAGAAGCAACCUGAAGCCUGUUACACUGGAACUUGGAGGAAAAUCACCUUUCAUUGUAUGUGACGAUGCUGAUGUUAACAAGGCUGUGGAACUUGCACAUUUUGCUCUAUUCUUUAAUCAGGGGCAAUGUUGCUGUGCUGGGUCUCGUACCUUUGUACAAGAGCGUAUCUAUGAUGAGUUCUUGGAGAAAUCGAAGGCCCGUGCUUUGAAUCGUGUUGUUGGUGAUCCCUUCAAAAAAGGGGUUGAACAAGGCCCUCAGAUUGACGUGGAACAAUUUCAGAAAGUCCUUAGGUACAUAAAGUCUGGUAUUGACAGUAAAGCUACUCUUGAAUGUGGGGGUGACAGAAUUGGCUUAAAGGGUUUCUUUGUUCAGCCUACUGUCUUCUCAAAUGUUAUGGAUGAUAUGUUGAUAGCAAAAGAUGAAAUCUUUGGCCCAGUUCAAACCAUCUUGAAAUUCAAGGACAUUGACGAAGUAAUUCGAAGGGCAAACGCAACGCAUUAUGGUCUAGCAGCUGGUGUUUUCACGAAGAACGUGCACACAGCCAACACUUUGAUGCGAGCACUGAAGGUUGGAACUGUGUGGAUUAAUUGCUUCGAUGUUUUUGAUGCUGCAAUUCCCUUUGGAGGGUACAAGAUGAGUGGCAUUGGCAGAGAAAAAGGAAUCUACAGUCUCAACAAUUACCUGCAGGUCAAAGCCGUGGUUUCACCUCUGAACAAUCCUGCAUGGCUAUGAAUUCCUCAAACUGCUAUGUCGUCUUGUUCUGUAUGGUUGGAUGAUAUAUAAUAACGACAUUUUCAGGACUCAAGAAACCUUUUUUAAAUUAUGACUCAUAUUCUGCGUGGCUAUCAACAUUUUCCUCUCAUGCAAUGCCAUAAAUAACGUGAUGUUAGAUUCUAGGACAAAACCUGAUUUGAUAAGUAAACAUCAUUAGUCUGUUAAACGUUACAAUUUAUAAUUUUGCGCUGAAUUUACAUUUACAGGUUUAUUUAACGCGUUUUCAAAUAAACACACGUUAUACGGGAUGGAAUGAUGCUUGUGUAUUUUAUCUAUUUUCGUCAGUUAAAUUUCUCAAACACAAUUUGUUUGUACUCUGGAAUGACACUGUUACUGUAUGAUCAAAUUAUUUGU